Tetrapisispora phaffii CBS 4417 is the source of this 1779-nucleotide messenger RNA. It is a transcript of the gene MKK1, whose product is annotated as mitogen-activated protein kinase kinase MKK1. Bases 1 to 1779 code for a protein of 592 amino acids. Gene Ontology annotation, molecular function: MAP kinase kinase activity; ATP binding. NCBI's taxonomy places the organism in Eukaryota, Fungi, Ascomycota, Saccharomycetes, Saccharomycetales, Saccharomycetaceae. The record is from RefSeq and is a predicted model, not a curated record. Gene Ontology annotation, biological process: protein phosphorylation; cell integrity MAPK cascade; regulation of fungal-type cell wall organization. The transcript has a single exon.
AUGGCAUCUUUAUUUAGACCACCUGAGUCGGCAAGACUAAAUUCAAGGGCUCCAGAAUUGAAACUUCCUCCUAUAAAUAAAAUACGAAACCCAUCAAAUUUGAUAUUGGAUGAUGAAGAUGAUGUUGAAGAUUUCCAAAUUCCGAUUAAAAAACCUUCCCAGAAUACUUCCCAGAAUAUUUAUUCAUCAACAGCAAUUAAUGGUUACAAAAAAGGUAAUAAAUCUGUCAAUGCUAGUGGUAAAAGAAAUAUAACACCAAGCACAAAUUUGAAUUCUUUAGCGAUUCCAUCGAUAUCCUCCUCGUCUUCGUCUUUGCACGCAAAGACUGUGUCUCCUAAUAGUUCAAGUUCAUUAGCAUCAUCUCAUUCAGACUCUACAUUGGUUCCAAACUCAGGUUGUAAUAAUAUACGACAACAGCCAUACUCGGCUAUAUCAAGUCAAUCAUCUCCAUCGUCGUCUACCAGGAAAAAUAGACCAUUGCCUCCCCCAUUACCUGCGUCAGUGAUCGGUCAGAGUGUAAAAAAUUCACCAACGGUUUCAAUAAAGUCAAAUGUAGACUCAGACAAACACAAUAUCUAUUCUCCGUCUGAAUUCCAAUCAUCCUUAAGAAAACUUAAUAUCAAUGCAACAGAUAAAUCAAAUAAUAUUUACAGUAGAGCUGAAAAUAAUUUAUCGAUCGAUUCAUACUCUUCCAAUAUCAUAUCUACCUAUGCUGAUGACAGUGACAGUCCUGUAAAAACAGGAGACUCGACGCAACCUGCUUCACAGAUACCUAAGACGAAUGAUUAUAAUAGUUAUAACAAUUCUGUCAAUAGCCCUGAGAUUACUCAAGAUAUAGAUAAGUUGGACGCAACUCUCUCCAAAAAUUUAAACAUUAAAGACAAGAUCGUUACAUUAGGUCUACUAGGUGAAGGUGCUGGAGGAUCAGUGGUCAAAUGUAAGUUGAAAAAUGGAUCAAAGAUAUUUGCAUUGAAAACAAUCAAUACUUUGAAUAGUGAUCCAGAAUUCCAAAAGCAAAUAUUUAGAGAAUUACAAUUUAACAAAAGUUUUAAGUGCAAUUACAUUGUGCAGUACUACGGGAUGUUUGAAGAUUUGGAAAACUCUACGAUUUUGAUUGCAAUGGAGUAUAUGGGUGGUAAGUCUCUGGAUUCUAUCUAUAAACAUUUAUUAAAAUUAGGUGGUAGAAUUAGUGAAAAAGUUCUAGGUAAGAUAGCCGAAUCUGUUUUAAAAGGUUUAUCCUAUUUACAUGAAAAGAAAGUGAUCCAUAGAGAUAUUAAACCUCAGAAUAUUUUAUUAAAUGAUAAAGGUGAAAUAAAGUUAUGUGAUUUCGGUGUAAGUGGUGAGGCAGUGAAUUCACUUGCAACAACUUUUACAGGUACAUCCUACUAUAUGGCACCAGAAAGAAUAAAAGGACAACCAUAUAGUGUGACAUGUGAUGUUUGGUCAUUAGGGUUGACGUUGUUAGAAGUUGCACAAGCAAAAUUCCCCUUCGGAUCUAAUAAUGACGAGAAAAAAACCUUAAGCAAUAAUGCAAACAUUGCUCCAAUAGAACUAUUAAUGCUGAUCGUGACCUUCACACCAGUUUUGAAUGAUGAACCAGAGCUGAAUAUUAUUUGGAGUAAAUCGUUCAAAUCCUUUAUUGAAUACUGUUUGAAAAAGGAACCAAGAGAAAGACCAUCUCCGAGACAAAUGAUUAAUCAUCCAUGGGUCCAAGGACAAAUGAAGAAAAAAGUUAACAUGGAAAAAUUCAUCAAAAAAUGUUGGAAAGAUGAAGCAUAA